AUGAGCAGCCCCCGCCGCCGCCACUGCCGCCGCUCGCCGGCGGCGUCCCCGCUGGAGGACGACGACCUGCUCUCCGAGAUCCUGCUCCGCCUCCCCCCGCAGCCCUCCGCCCUCCCGCGCGCAUCGGCCGUCUGCAAGCGCUGGCGCGGCCUCGUCUGCGACCCCCGAUUCCGGCGCCGCUUCCGCCUCCGCCACCGCCGCAACCCUCCCCUCCUCGGCUUCUUCAACCGAUUCGAUCGCCUCUCCUUCCAGCCCACUCUGGACGCCCCCGACCGUGUCCCUCUCGGGCCCUUCCCCUUUCAGCGCAACGACGGCGGCUACUUCGUCUCCCUCGGAUGCCGCCACGGCCUCCUACUCGUCUUCCUUCCGGGGAUUCUCGAGGUCCUUGUGUGGGACCCCGUCACCGGCGACCGGCACCGGGUGGCCAUCCCCCCGGUGGUCGCGGAACGUGCGGCGGAGAUUGGGGUCGGCGGGGCGGUGUGUCGCGCUCCCGGAGACGUCCAACAUUUCCAGGUGGUCUUGGCGGUGACAGACGACCACGGCGCACAACCUAGACGAGCGCUCGCCUGCGUUUACUCGUCGAAGACCGGCGUAUGGGGAAGUCUCAUCUCGACACCGCUCCCAUACCAGGCUCAUGGAUCCCAGUUUUCCGCCAUCGUUUGUGCCGAGGACGCCGCGCUGGCUGGAGAUUCCCUCUACUGGCCGCUUACUGGGAAAUUGAAUGGAAUUCUCGAGUUUGAUCUGGAGAAGAAGAGGCUAGCCGUGAUACGGGUGCCGGUGCAUAUGUGGGGCGAGCGGGAGCGGAAUGGCUUCAAGCUUGUGCGGGCAGAGGGUGGUGUGCUAGGUUUCCUCUUCAUAUCGCACUCAGACUGCUGCGCCGCCCAGUUAUGGAAGAGGAUAACUGGUUGUGACGGUGUUGCUUCAUGGGUGCUUGCAAGAACUAUUCAGCUGGACAAGCUGCUUUCCCUGAAACCAGAGGAGAAAGGGGGCAUAGAGAUGGUCGGGUUUGCUCAAGACAAUAGUGUGUUGUUGUUGCGGACAGUUAUCGGCCUCUUCAUGAUCCAUCUUGAGUCACUGAAGUUCAAGAAGCUUUCCAACACUACGACCGUGUCUCGCUAUUUUCCAUUCGAAAGUGUCUACACUGCAGGUAAUACCAUGCCCUACACUAAGGUUAGAAAAAAACCAAGUUAUGUGUCGAUAAUUGGCUGA
Molecule: messenger RNA, 1209 nt
Organism: Triticum turgidum subsp. durum (durum wheat)
Lineage: Eukaryota; Viridiplantae; Streptophyta; Magnoliopsida; Poales; Poaceae
Source: the annotation of a GenBank genome assembly